This is a messenger RNA of Paramecium tetraurelia, 1206 nucleotides long. RefSeq lists its product as uncharacterized. The transcript has a single exon. The record is from RefSeq and is a predicted model, not a curated record. Lineage: Eukaryota; Ciliophora; Oligohymenophorea; Peniculida; Parameciidae.
AUGGGAAAUGCAUUAAAUGAUAUUGGUGAAAAUUACGACUUUAAAUUCAUUCAAAAGGUUUAACAUCCACUUUUUGGUCAAAUCGACAUUCUUGAAUGCCAAAUCUAAGAUUUUCCUGAUAUUGAACAAUAUAUGAGAGUUAUUCCAAAAUUAAUUAAUCAAGACUAUAUUGCCUUUAUUAAAAGGUACAUCAAAUUGUAGAAUCUUCAUAAACAUGAAAUGACCUCUCCAUUUCUUAUAUACAUCUCUAACAAUAUAUUUGAAUGCCCAUCACAUUCAUUAUUUGAUGAAAUCUAAGUAAAAAGACAGCAAGGAACUCAAUUUGCAGAAUCUGAAUUAUGGUACCUAGCAAAGAGCUUGAUCGCUGGAUACUCCAUAUAUCUUUAAAUUCCAGAACUAGUCAAAUAAACACAAUUAACACUACAUAAUAUUUUUAUAACCAAAAAAGGUCACAUAAAAUUAAGUUUACAUACAUUGUUUUUAAUAAAUGCAACUAACUUCAAAAAUCAAUAUAUUGAAGAAUCAUAAUAUAGUCAUAAGAUCAGCAAGGAGAUAGGGUUGGUUUUGCUUGAAGCCAGUUGUUUAUCAUUUGAAGAUAGUAUUAAAGUCAUGGAUAUGUAAUAUUCUAUUGAAUAUUCCAAUUUUGUUAAGGAUAUGAUUGGAGAUACAAAGUCAUUGUAGUAUUUCUAAAAUUAUCAAAUGAGCAAGAAGAUAUCAAAAACAAUCUAUGGGGAAUCAUAACUAAAGAAGACAGCAACAUUACUUGCUCAAUAGACUAAAUCAUUAAAAUAAUCUUAAAUCAUUGAGACAUAUCAUGUUAAAUCACCUGUCAAAACAGAUACAAAUCAAUUUGAUUAAGUCUCUAAAAUUGCAAGCAUCCCCGAGGUAAAUGAAUAAGAUUAAAAGAAAUCAUAACAAUUGGAAUUUUUUUCUGGUAGAAAAUCAACCCAACCUAUCCCAAAUGUCCAAUCUGAAAUUUAUUACCAUUCUAAAUAAUAAUCAUUAUAGAUUAAUGAUUAAUCGCCUUAAAUGAUUCAACAAUAACAGUUCUUCGAUCAUUAAAAUGUUUAAUAUAAUCAUAAUUAACCUGUAAUGCAAUAAUUAGAUGUCUUAAGUGAAAAGUUCAAUUAAAGAUUUUGGAAAGCUAUUGAUUAAGCAAAGAGAUAAGUCUUAAUUUAUGAAUAAAGAAGUAAAUAGAUAUAUUGA